Salvelinus namaycush (lake trout) is the source of this 807-nucleotide messenger RNA. Its product is annotated as mesogenin-1-like. The record is from RefSeq and is a predicted model, not a curated record. NCBI's taxonomy places the organism in Eukaryota, Metazoa, Chordata, Actinopteri, Salmoniformes, Salmonidae. The transcript is spliced from 3 exons. Gene Ontology annotation, biological process: mesoderm formation; somite rostral/caudal axis specification; heart morphogenesis. Gene Ontology annotation, molecular function: protein dimerization activity; DNA-binding transcription factor activity, RNA polymerase II-specific; RNA polymerase II cis-regulatory region sequence-specific DNA binding. Gene Ontology annotation, cellular component: nucleus. Bases 1 to 807 code for a protein of 268 amino acids.
AUGGAUAUCUCUGCCCCUCUUCUCAGCAACUAUGGUGUUGGUGUUCAGUACCACUGGAGUUAUCCCAGUUCGGACUCUGAGUUCUAUAACGUCUCCUCUCCAGAGACCUGUAUCCUCUCCCCUUCUGCCUAUAUGGACUUCUCAUCCUCCUGCCUGCCUCGGGGGACCGCCACAGAACCUCACAGGUCCACACACUCUGGAGGAGCCAAGGCAUCCGCUUCACCAUCCUCCAGCGACGAGGGAGGACUCUCUGGAGGGAGGAUUAGAAAGAACCGCUCCAAGAACCCCAGCAAGCAGAGACAGAGUGCCAGCGAGAAGGAGAAGCUGAGGAUGAGAGACCUGACCAAAGCCCUCAACCACCUCAGGACCUACCUGCCCCCCUCUGUGGCUCCGGCUGGACAGACUCUGACCAAGAUCGAAACCCUGCGCCUCACCAUCGGCUACAUCUCCCACCUGUCGGCCCAGCUAGAGCUCAGCGAGGAGGCUGUGUGUCAGAGGAAGGAGCUGAACCUUAACGUGUCGGGACACCACGUAUCACCUCAACAAGACUCUGUGGGCCUGUGCCAGUUCAACACCUCCUCCUCAGGGUACUGCUGGGCUACGCCCACGUACCCGCUCCACAACACUGGAAUGGAGAGACACCCACUCAGCAGUGAGAUGGACACGUGUGCUUACGACAACAGCUUCAACUCCAGUAUGGAUUCGCUGUUGGAAUCGCCAGAGUACGCAGAGGCUGCACAGUCAUGUCAGUUCCACAACCACUGCAAUCCACACUCCCGGGGUGGGAAAGGUAGAGGUGCCAAAUAG